AUGAAGUUGGUGAUCGCUCUCCAUGACCAAGAUCAAUGUGAGCGAAAGCAAGAAGGCCAAUACCUAUCUCGAAGUGCAGAGGUGAUGAGGAAGUCUUUGGAUGAAACAGUUUCGACAAAGAACAUGAACCUGGACAGACACAUGAGACUUGUGUUGACACAUCGAGGUCCUGAAUUUUGGUCUGCGCAAGCUUUGCAGGAAUCUGCUCUUCGUCGCGUGCGCAAUCAAUAUUACACUCGUGAAUUCGCUCAUUUGGUCUUCACGGAGCUGCUCAUGUGCAAUGCCAAGGACAUUUUCUUGUCGCCGAGAGUCAUACAGUUUCGCCAGCGGCUAACGCAAGAACUGGUGGAGCAUGAGGUUGUGACGUGCAGGGGCAGAACGAACGCUGUCUUAAUGCUGACCGCCGUAUCCUCAGAAGAAACGUCUGUGCUCGUCGAUGCACUGGCGGCGCAUCUUCCUGCCGGCGGUCUUCAACAGGUAAAAUAUCUUUCAGUUGACAAUCCGUCAGCAAAGCUGUGGCAUCAUGUUCGACGUAGAUGUCCGAACUUGCAGAUAUUGGCUCUAGACCCCGUCCAUCUGGCGAUGACUUGUGAGUUCGCCUCAAGCAGAAAGCGAACGGCAUCCUCAACAAUUCUACGAACUAUCCUUCAGAAGUUUUCUGCGUGCAGUCACACUUGCACGCCGUGUUCUUGGGGGCCGAUUUUCACGGGGGACAAGUUUCGGCCUCUAACUCGUGAAGAAGAACAAGCACGAUUGCAGAUAGAGGAUCGAAGCAUGAGGAUUAGCAUCGCCGAGAAGAUCCUGAGUCAGCUUGACGCGACAGUACCCUUUUUUGAGCGCAUAGAGUGGAUCAGAAGCUUGGCAGCUUUGGCAGCAGUGCGCCGCAGCGAAGUGGAAUGCGUGGUUCCCGGGCCCAACCGCAAAAUGUUCGAGCUGUUGCACACCGCAGCCGCAGGUCCACGGACCGAAUGGUACCUCAACAAUCUACGCAUGCGGCGUGCAAUCAGUCCAUCUCGACUAAGUCUUGUACCGGUGGGGACAACGUCGAAUGAAGCUUUGCACCACGAGAUCAACAACUGGUUUCGCGAGACCCAGAAAUUACACAAAACCACCCUGGAGCUGAAAUUGUCAAUUAUGUCUUUUGGUAAACUAUUGACUCACAACACUGCCUUGUAUUGGACAACGACACGGCAGAUGUCCGAGGCCGAAGUGUUGGCUCGAACGGCUUCCGUUGCUUUGUGGAGUCCGCAACAGUGGGUGCAGUGGUGCGAAGAACUUGCGGUUGGCCGAAAAACUGAGAAGGCGACUCUCAAUCUACAUCCUCGCAGGCAAGCAGAGCGAAGGGCUGUCAAAGACAUGCUUAAGAAAAAGCCUGCUGCUUCCGUGGGCCAAGAUCGCAAGAGGCGUAUCACACCAAACACCUUGCUGCGGCAGGACAAUCUGAGGCGAGCAGGCGUUCGUGGAAGAGCGCCUGUGUCGUAA
Symbiodinium natans is the source of this 1482-nucleotide messenger RNA. The record is from the annotation of a GenBank genome assembly. NCBI's taxonomy places the organism in Eukaryota, Dinophyceae, Suessiales, Symbiodiniaceae.